Pedinophyceae sp. YPF-701 is the source of this 2151-nucleotide messenger RNA. The record is from the annotation of a GenBank genome assembly. Lineage: Eukaryota; Viridiplantae; Chlorophyta; Pedinophyceae.
AUGGAGGACGACCCGCGGCUGCCGCUGGUGGCGCAGCCGACGGGGGGCGCGGAGGAUGGGCCGCACGUGGUGCCGCCCGCGGUGCCGACCAAACGGACGCUGACGUCGGUCUGCCCGUUCAUCCUGGGCAACGAGUUUUGCGAGCGUUUGGCGUACUACGGUCUGGCAACCAACCUGGUGGUCUACCUGACGCGCAUGAUGGGGCUGGACACGGGCGACGCGGCGUUCCAGGUCAACCUAUGGGGCGGCACCUGCUACAUCACGCCCCUCCUCGGGGCGUACCUCGCCGACUCGGUCUGGGGCCGGUACUACACGAUUCUGUUCUUCUCCAUCAUCUACCUGGUCGGCAUGCUCAUGCUCUCCGCGUCCGCCUUCAUCCCCGCCCUCACGCCCUCGCGAUACGACGUCGCAGAUCCGCUCCAGCUGGGCGUGCUGUUCCUGUCGCUGUACAUCGUCGCGGUGGGCACGGGCGGCAUCAAGCCCAACGUGUCCGCGUUUGGCGCGGACCAGUUCGACCACGCGGACCCGCAGGACAAGCGCGACAAGGAGAGCUUCUUCAACUGGUUCUACUUCUCCGUCAACAUCGGGUCGCUCAUCGCGUCGCUCGUGAUCGUGUACGUCCAGGAGGAGGUCAGCUGGACCAUUGGGUUUGCGAUUCCCGCGGUGGCGAUGGCGCUGGCGGUGCUGACGUUCUGGCUGGGCCACGGGCGGUACAAGCACAACCGGCCGACGGAGAGCCCGCUGCAGCGCGUGGUGCGCGUGCUCCACGCCGCGUGGCACAACCGCGGGCUGGACGCGCGCGACGUCGAGGUCGUGGUGGACAAGGAGGCGCUCGCGCGGAACGCGCGCGGGCGGAACCUGCACCGCACGCGCUCGCACAUGUGGCUCGAGAAGGCCGUGCUGCGCCCGGCGUCGCGGGCGCGGGCGGCGGGCGCGCCGGUCGGGGAGCGCGCCGAGUCGUUCAGCCUGCGUCAGGUCGAGGAGGUGAAGCGCGUGAUGCGCCUGCUGCCCGUGUUCGUCACGAUGAUCGCGUACUGGACGAUGUACGCGCAGAUGGGGUCGCUGUUCGUCAUCCAGGGCGAGCAGAUGGACCGGCGGGUGCGCGUGGGCGGGCUCGACCUCAAGUUCCCCGCCGCGUCGAUGUCCGCGGUCGACACCAUCUCGAUCAUCGUCCUCAUCCCGAUCUACGACCAGCUCGUCCUGCCCUUCCUCGGCCGCAUCGGCCGCAAGCCCACGCAGCUGCAGCGCAUGGGCGCGGGCCUCGUGGUGUCCGUCGUGACCAUGCUCGUCGCGGGGCUGGUCGAGAACCGCCGCCUGAUGGCCGCGCGCGAGGGCCCCGAGCUGAGCGUGCUGUGGCAGGUCCCCAUGUACCUCCUGGUCGGACUGACUGAGGUCCUGACCGCCAUCGGGCAGAUGGAGUUCUUCUACGAGGAGGCCCCCGCGGUGAUGCGGUCGUGCAUGAUGGCGCUCGAGCUCCUCAGCACCGCGCUCGGGUCGUACCUCGCCGGGUUCAUCAUCUGGGCCGUGCAGCGCCUCACCGACGACGGGCGCGGCGGGGGGUGGAUCCCGCGGGACCUCAACCGCGGCCGCCUCGACCUCUACUUCGUCUUCCUCGCGGGCCUCGUGUUCCUCAACACGCUCGUCUACGCCUACGUCGCGCGGCGGUACACCCGCUGUGCCAAGCCCUGGCGCGUCAAGGUCUCGCGCCAGACCGCCGCCGCCGUCGAGGCCGCGCGUGAAGCCGCGCCGCGCCCCGCCGAGGCCAUGCCCGUCCAGGCCGCCGCUGCGGCGUCCUCCGGCGCGAGCAAGGGCACCAUGCAGUACGCCGCACGCAGCCCGGGGCGCCCGCUGCCGCCGCUGCCGCCCGGGGCGCGGGCGGGCACCAGCCCGCUCGCGGCGAGCCCGAUCCGCGCUGCCGCCGCGGCCGAGGGCUAUAGCGGGGCCGAGGGCGGGCACCCCGCGCCGUCGCCGGGCAUCGACAUCGCGCGGCGGGCGGACGGGCGGGGCGCGCACGGGACGCCCGGGGCCACCGGGACGCCCGGGAGCUUCAUUCCGGGGUCGUACCUGAACGAGCCCGAGGAGAGCCUGUACGGGCGGUCGCUGGCGUUCCGGCCCGACACGCCCAAAAAGUUCACGUCGCGCUUCCGGUGA